Molecule: messenger RNA, 1226 nt
Organism: Oryza sativa Japonica Group (Japanese rice)
Lineage: Eukaryota; Viridiplantae; Streptophyta; Magnoliopsida; Poales; Poaceae
Source: RefSeq, a predicted model, not a curated record
GAACCGCGCGCCACCUGUUGCUUUGUUAGCUCGCGCACGCGCUCGCCACGGCGCGGCUCUCCACUCCAGUCCUCUCACUCUCGUUGAGCUCGGCGAGGCGCGGCGCGCGGGGCGAGGCGGCAAUGUUCACCGACGGCAUGUCGAGGUUGGCGGUGGGGGUGAGCCUCAUGCUGGCGCUCAGCCUCGCGCUGUUCCUCACCAUCGCGGUGCUCCUCCUCGCCGACCUCUUCUGCUCCCACCUCCGCAGGCGCUGGAUGCGCGCGGAGGAGGGGGAGGCGUUGUCCCGGCGGCGCGCGAAGCUCGGGCUGGCGGGGACGUCGCGCGCCGCCGCGGGCGACGACGACGCGGCGUCGGUGGCGACGACGGCGACCACCACCACCGCGCGCGAGGCGCUGUCGAGCACCCCGCCGUUCUACUACGCGCACGGCGUCAUGCAGGCGGCGGCGGACACCAAGGACCUCCUCCUCGCCAUCCCCAAGCUGGAGUCCGCCGUGUGGAGGUGGUCGCCGGCCCGGCGCUCGUCGCCGUCCUCCAGCUCCUCCGCCAACAGCGACCGCUUCGUGUGCAUCUCCAACCCGGUGUACGAGCGGGGCGCCGCGCCCCCGGCCGACGUUCGUGGGGACACGGACACGCCAUUCGAGACGCCCGACGCCUCGCCGUCGCCAUUUGGGAUCACGGAGGAGGUGGAAGAAGAGGGUGGCGAGUUCUCGCCGCCAUUGUCCGUGAUGAGGAAGCUGCCGCCAUUGGGCGUCGUGGCGUGUCCCCCGCCAUCGAUGGGUUUCAUCGACGGCCGGCCGUCUCUGGGCUUCACCGAUGGCCGGCCGUCGCUGACGGCGUGGUCGGGGACGGUCACCGACACCAACCGGGCCUCCUCGUCGUCGUCCAAUCUCACCGCUCACUUCUUCUCUUCCUGGUCACCCAAGUGACAGAUUGGAGGAUUACUUGUAGUAUCCAUAUGGAGUAUUGAUUUAGCAGUAGUGCAGUGCUUGUUAGCUAGAGCUCGAUUGAAUUCAUUGAUUUUCUCUCUUUGAUAUGUCCGGUCCUUCGAUUUGCUGGGUUUUGUUGGUUUAAUCUAGCAGGUUUUCUCUAACAAUAACUAACUUUGUUUGCCUCAUUUGCUCAUUUGGUUUGUCAUGUUGAUGGAUAGAAUCAUCGAAAGUGUUACUCAAAAAAUAUUUUUGUGGUGCAAACAGAAAUGAUCGAGCGUAAAUCAUUUGUCUUAGCCA